GUUGGUGUUGCUGUGGUCUUAGGUCCGAGGGUAGGAAAGUGUCUUUUCUGUUUCAACUGCUAGUUUGGAAGUUGUAAGCGUGAGAUAGUUACAGUACGGUGUUUUUUUCCUUGUCGUUUCCAUGAUUUUCAAAAUAUUAUUUAGACGAGCUUCAGCUUAAAGCCUUUGGUUAAUCGGUUGUGAAGUUGUGAUACCGAUAUUAAAAAUAUGCUGCGUGAGGUGAUGACAGUUAUAGUAUAGUUCAGUUUGGAGUUUGUUUACGAACGACAAAAUGGGGUUAGAUUUCGACGUUUUGGAAUUUUGCAGAAAACUCCGUAAUUCUAAGCAACCUCCUUACGAAUGUCCAGUUGCACAAUGUGGAAAAGUGUAUAAGAGCCUUUGUGGUUUACAGUAUCACUUGGUUAACUUUGAUCAUAAUGCCCCUACAUCUGUAAAUGCUCUACCAGUACCAGGGCGGAAGAAAGGACGUGGCUCACAUCAUUCACGACCACCUUCAUCUGCCGCUGAUGUACUAACUUUGUCAACACGAGAGGGUUUGACAUAUGCUGAAGCUCAGAAGAUAGUAGAAUUUGAGGUUGAUGGACGAAUAACUAGAGUCAGCAUUUUUGAUCCUCUACCACUCAUAUCAAAGGAGGAAUUUGAAGCUACAUAUGGAAGCAGUAAUGACAGUCAAGAGGGGAUCCAGUUAUCUGCAGACCUUUGUCAAAGUAUGCUGUCCAGUGAUGAGAAAAUUCGUCUUCCAGAGCCAAGUUACACCAUCUUAGAUUCAUAUAACAUAAGUGAUGCACCACCACGACCCAACGCAUAUAUUAGAUUCAUUGAGAGGUCUGCUGAGGAACUUGAUGGUGAAGUGGAAUAUGAUAUGGAUGAGGAAGACUGCGCUUGGCUGAGUAUUAUAAAUGAGCAACGUGCAGCUGCUGGUCUCCCCGAUGUACCUGUAGAUACGUUUGAACUGCUUAUGGAUCGACUAGAGAAGGAAUCAUACUUUCAGAGUUGUGGCAAAGGAGGAGAUGGAGUGGCACCAACUGUAAUUGAUGAUGAUGCUGUUUGUUGUAUAUGUAUGGAUGGAGAAUGUCAGAACUCCAAUGUAAUCCUCUUCUGCGACAUGUGUAAUUUGGCUGUUCACCAGGAUUGUUAUGGUGUACCAUACAUUCCAGAAGGCCAGUGGCUUUGUCGUCGUUGUUUGCAGUCUCCUUCGCGUGCUGUUGAUUGUGUACUUUGCCCCAACAAUGGGGGAGCUUUCAAACAAACAGAUCGUGGACACUGGGCACAUGUUGUUUGCGCACUGUGGAUUCCAGAAGUCAGAUUUGCAAAUACUGUAUUUCUUGAACCAAUAGACAGUAUAGAAACAAUACCUCCAGCAAGAUGGAAGUUAACGUGCUACAUCUGUAAGCAGAGAGGAGUAGGAGCAUGCAUUCAGUGUCAUAAAACAAAUUGUUACGCUGCAUUUCACGUAACUUGUGCACAGCAGGCUGGUCUCUUUAUGAAGAUGGACACUGUUCGAGACUCACAUACAGGCACUGGUCUUGACCCAGGACCAGUACUAGUCCAAAAGACAGCGUAUUGUGAUGCCCAUACACCCGGUGGACUGGUAGAUUCUGAUUCAAGACCCAGAGGAAGUACGCUUUCUUCUAGCAAGCAAGCAACAACUCCAAGUGGUAUUGGGGGUACAGGUGAAGCCGCACGUGAAGAAUCCCGCCAAAAAAUGAAGAAGGCUCGAAGGUUACUUGCUAAGAAAAGGUCCUCAGUUCCUGUCAUAUCUAUACCAACCAUUCCACCUGACAGAAUUCAAGAAAUAGCAUCAUUAGUGAAUGUACCAAAGAAGAGCCAGUUGAUUCAAAGACUGAUCGCAUACUGGACUCUAAAGAGGCAGUUCAGGAAUGGUGUUCCUCUUCUGAGACGACUACAGAGUUCUCAUUUAGCUCGUCGUGAUGACCCUUUGCCAUUACAGGAGGUGGUGAGUGAUACUGGUGAACUAUACAGACAGCUGAAAUAUUGGCAGUGUCUACGUCAGGACUUGGAACGAGCUCGGCUUCUUUGCGAGUUAGUCCGUAAACGAGAGAAAUUAAAAAAGGAGCUAUGCAAGGUCAAAGAAAUGUGGAUGGAAGUUCACCUCCAGCCUUUGGUCUGUUUUUUGCGUCACCUUCUUGACCUUAUCCAGUCUCGAGACACAGGAGAUAUCUUCUCAGAACCAGUUGAUCUGUCAGAAGUACCUGAUUAUAGCGAUGUAGUUACACAGCCCAUGGACAUUUCAACCAUGCGAACUAAACUUGAGAAUUUCCAGUACUCAAAUCUUGAUGCAUUUGAGAAAGAUUUCAAUUUAAUGAUCAAUAAUUGCAUGGCAUAUAAUUCUCGUGACACUAUUUUUUACCGUGCUGCAAUAAAAAUGAGAGAUCAGGGAGGAGCUCUAAUUCGACAAGCCAAGCGUGAUCUUGAGGCUAAUGGAUUUGAUCUGACAACAGGAAUGUUGUUGCCUGAUGGUGUAACAUCAUCUUCCCAAAGUUCCAGUUCAUCUUACGGUAUAGAUGCCAAGUUGUCGCAUAUUUCAACACCUCAUUUGCAACAGCCAUUACCACAAACUUCACAGUCAGGUUUGCUUCAACAGCCAUCUCAGCAGCAGCACCGUCAACAACCUGAGGAAGGUUUGGCUGGAGAAAUUGACCGUGAAUUAGAAGCUGUUAUGGAUAAGAGUCGUUCAGUCGCUAAUGUUGAUCGACUUUCAAAGUUGCUAGAGUUACAAGAUCGAAGCCAAGGACUUCGUCAUGGUCUGGCACGUGCUAAGAGAGUCCGACUCAUUAAAACAGAAAUUACAAAACUCCGUCGUAAGAUGGCUCUUGGAGGAAAUGGUCCACAGUUACGUCACUCUCAGUCAGAUGCUGGAGAUGGUUUUGAAUCUGAUUCAGAAAGAGAGGAAUCCAGUGAGGAUGAAGAUGAUGAGGAGAAUCUAAAACAACAGCAACGCACAGCAAAACCAAUCUCACGGCAUUCCACACGGCGUUCCUCUCAGCAGCAACAAAUGAGUGAAAAUAAAGGUACUUCUGGCAAGAGUUCUGUCACAGUUUCAGGAGCCAAGGAGCAUGAAACAUUAGCUGAAACCGCUGAUCCUAACGUAGCAUCCCCAACUAAUGCUGUGCAGAGCAGUGGCAAACAGAAAAGUGGGCGUGGACGCAAGAAAAUGGGAGGCAAACGACAAUCAGAUGAAGGUGCUGACUCAAUCACAAGUUCAGAAGCAGCAACUACUACUGCAUCUACUCCUCUCAUUUCAAACAGUGCAGUUAGUGGCAGUGGGUCUCAGUCAGUGUUAGACUCCAGUGCACAAGAUUUGUCUGGAGGGCUAGGUGCUCCAACAACCCCAGUCAAAUUAACUGUGUCUUCUGAACAGACACAGCCAAGCACAGUGUCACAACUUACAUCUGUAUCUCCAUCUGGUGUAAAUCGUCGUACAGCUGUGCUGUUCACUCGUAAGGCUGCUGCUGCUGCUUCAGCAAUUAAAAAGCCAGACACGCACAGUGGUACACAUGGUGGGGCUAACAGUUCAGUCAGCAUGUGCAGUGGUUCAUCACUAAUAUCUAGCCGACGGCGUGUUGGUCGACCCCGUAAAAACUUGGAUGCUGUAAUGAAUCAGUGCUCAAGUUCCAGUUCUCAUGUUGAGCCAAACCUUCUAUUAGCAGGAACAGGGGAUAGUGAUCAUGCAAGCAUGUUGAUGCCUGCCCCACCCUUGCCAUGUUCAGAGAGCUUCACAGUCUACAGACGGGGCGGAGGAGGGUUGGUAAUCCUGCAAAUUUCACCAUUGACAGAUGAAGAGACACAAUCAGACUCAACAUGUUCAAGUUGCUCGACGUCAGAAGGCAGCACAGGUAGUAGUGAGGAUGGUGGUAGCUCAAGUAUUGACCUGCAACAGAGGGGUGCUUCAGGAGGUGAUUCUUCGGGGGAAGAAGAAGGCGCAAGUAGUGGUUCACUGGAACCUCUAGACCUAGUGUGGGCUAAAUGUCGAGGAUACCCUUGGUACCCUGCGCUGAUAAUCAACCCAAAAAUGCCUCGUGCUGGGUAUUUACAUAAGGGAGUCCCAAUACCAGCACCUCCAGCUGAUGUACUGGCACUUGCAUUGAACUAUGAGGAGCCUGUAUAUCUUGUACUCUUCUUUGAUACAAAGCGCACAUGGCAGUGGCUACCACGCAACAAACUUGAGCCACUUGGAGUAGCAACAGAGGUUGAUCAGGCCAAACUGACAGAGUCUCGUAAACCAACAGAUCGUAAGGCAGUACGGAAGGCAUAUCAGGAGGCCAUGUUACAUCGCUGUCAAGUGUCUGGAGGACAAGGGAAAAGAAGUCGUGCUGCCAGCAUUGGAAAUGCUGAUCUUCCAGCACCUGCUGACGAGAACUGAAAACCCCAGUAUGUCACACGAAGUGUAACUGAAGUGCUACUUUUUUAAACUCUGGUGAAGGACAGCUGGAAAUGUCCUUAGAUUUUAAUUUUUCCUUGAACUGGAAGACAUAUUGAUCUUGGAGUUUGUUUCCACUGAUAAUGAUCAACUCUUUCACUGCCUAUUAAACAGUGCUUGAAAUUAAAUGACUUAAAUUAGUUUCACAUCUUGUCAGGUAACUCGUAUCUUCAACUGUUAUAAAAUAAGCAGACAUUGAAAGCUGAGCUACAAUUUAGUGGCAGUGACAGAAAAACACUGACUUUGUAUCAGACUGGUUUAAUGUACAUACACUAACCUACAUCCACCAAACUAUUGUAACGUCUUGUAAACUUACAAGAUACAUUUCAUAGCUUUACCUUAGGGCCCAGUAUUUGUAUUAAACUGUAGCGCAAAUAUUGAGUAGCAUCAGUGUGUAUCAUAAUCAUCAAAAGAGGUUUUUAAAGCCAUAGGUAACAUAUAGUAGUAUAUGUUGAAAUUGUUAAUUCUGCGGUUCUCAACCUAAAGGCCUCAUGGGACCUGCCAAUGUCUUUUCUGCAACCCAAGUGCCUUUUCAUAAUACUGUAUCACUUGUGUAAUGAAAAAUAUUAACUACCAAAAUUAAAUAUUUUAUGUGAAUAAUUAAUAAAAACAGAUCAACCAUUUUUUUAACGAAGAUUGUUGAGUAAUAUGUGAACAUGUUUGCAAUAGUAAGCUUGUUCUAAUUUAUAAUUCGGUGGCCCAUGAGUUGAUAUGAAACAGGGAAUGCAGCCCCGAAGUCUUGAAAGGUUGAGAGCUCCUGGUUUAGAUAGAUUGAAGGCACAGUACUUAGCAUGUAAUACAAACUCUGAAAUGUUAAAUUGACCCAUCAUUAAUAGUGGACAUUUCUCAGAUAUAUUACUGUAAUGAAAACUUGUGUACAGUAGUAAAGGAUUUUUUAACUAAAAAUAAUCUCCAUAAAUUCUGACUGCCACCUUUAAAUCAGGACAUAGAGAGAGAUGUGCCACAACAGAGUACAUGACCAUGUGUUCAUUAUAGAAAUGUAUGACUAGGGAAGGGAAGAAAAAUAAAAGCCAAGAUGUUUUGAAUAUGUGAUAAGAAAGUAGUGUAGAAACAUUAUGGUGAAAUUUUUGUGCAAGUGUCUUACAUUUUUGGAGCCUUAUAUGCAUUUGUGAGACAUGAUAUGCCACUAAGUCACUUCUUUUUUACAUACUGUGUUCUUCAUAAAUGUUUCAUAUAAUUUCUUUUCAGCGAAUCCCACUUGCUCACAAUUAAAGAAAUAUAUAUAAUCCUAGUCAAGGGAUCAAGUCCUGCCUAGGACACUCA
Molecule: messenger RNA, 5725 nt
Organism: Zootermopsis nevadensis
Lineage: Eukaryota; Metazoa; Arthropoda; Insecta; Blattodea; Termopsidae
Source: RefSeq, a predicted model, not a curated record